Durusdinium trenchii is the source of this 1296-nucleotide messenger RNA. The record is from the annotation of a GenBank genome assembly. Lineage: Eukaryota; Dinophyceae; Suessiales; Symbiodiniaceae.
AUGAGAAAGAUUGGAGCCUUGGUGUCUGCCUUGUCGGAGAAGAAGGCAGUGUGGCCAGAGAAAGUCAAGAUCGAAUUCUUGGAGGAGACAAACCAAGGUCAGCCCAAAGUCGCGCAAUGGAGGCCGCACAGUGAAUACUUACAUCAAGUUUUCCAAGAAGCUGGUUUGAGCAUGGGCGACUUCAACAUUUUCUACAAGGACAAGGAUGGAGAGCAAAUGUUGCUUAAGCCCACGAAGAUGGGCGUUGAAGACUUCCUCCAUGAUCAUAGUGACCCGCCACGUUUGCAGGUGAGGUGGCGCCCUCCAACAUUUUCGGAAUCAGCCAAGCAGACCGUCCAAGCAAGAAUCAAAGCCUUCAAGGACUUUAUUGGUAGAGGAGAAGCGACAGACGAAGCUAUGAAGAAAGCCCAGAAUGAGCUUGAACAAAAGGGUGGUAGGGUCGUUCCGAGCAGCAGUGUCUCGGGCCGCAGCUUCAUCGACCACAAAGGUUACGGGGCCGAGAAAUGGGAUGAGGCGGUGGCGGGCCUAGAAAAGGAACUCAAACUGACACAGGCUGAGAGUGAGGCCUUGAAGAUCGCGAGCCUGAGGAGAGAAGGGAAAGGCGCUUUCCACCAUGAGGAGAGGAAUGGCAACCGCUUGAAGACCGCGUACAUUGCUUACAGCACCGUGAAGAGUCCGGCUGAGAGUGGCGGUGACGGCACCAGCAAGGAGACCAUCGACAUAGUCUAUGGCAAGCACGAGGAGACCAUGGAGAUCAGCAAAUCCGUGACAUCUCUACCGCCAGAAAACUGCAUCCAGUACGGUGGCCGCACGUUCUCAGUGUGGCCGCCAGGGCCUCCGCACAGCACCACGCAUGGGACCGACAUGUGUGGGUUGCAGGUCGACCUGCCUCCUGGGUGGCAGAUCGUGGACUCGUCGCAAGAAGGCUUCGAAAAUAUCCGGAAGUGGGUGAUUGCACCGUAUGGAUGGCAUACGAUAGAUCUGGUGACAAAGAGUGGAGAGACGCUGAAGGCAUGGCACACAAGGCGAGGCGGCAGUGUAGCAGGAGAUUUCGGUGGCGACUUAUCCAAUCAGGUCUCACUGCGUGGCCAAUCCAGCUUCAAAUUCAACACUAGUGGCUCCUACCGCAUCUUGAUCGAAGCAUUGCCAUCCGCCAGUCCCGAGCUCAUUAACCACUGGAAGCGCUACGUCGAGCUGUCAGCCCAGCGCGAGUGGUCCCAACGCCUCAGCCUGCCGAUGGCUGGAGUGCUCUCAGCCGAGCAGCAGCUGAGUGAGCCAUCGCAGCCAUCGCCUUGA